Amphibalanus amphitrite is the source of this 1691-nucleotide messenger RNA. RefSeq names its product ubiquinone biosynthesis O-methyltransferase, mitochondrial-like. Gene Ontology annotation, biological process: ubiquinone biosynthetic process. Gene Ontology annotation, molecular function: 2-methoxy-6-polyprenyl-1,4-benzoquinol methyltransferase activity. The transcript is spliced from 7 exons. The record is from RefSeq and is a predicted model, not a curated record. Bases 186 to 1250 code for a protein of 354 amino acids. NCBI's taxonomy places the organism in Eukaryota, Metazoa, Arthropoda, Thecostraca, Balanomorpha, Balanidae.
GCUGCAUGGCGAAUCAGUGCCAACUGACUUAAAACAAGAAAACUUUGUUUUCAUUUUUUGAUUUCAUGUUAAUUUUAAAUGGUUUUGAGCCUAUCAAAUGAUAUAAGUAUUUAAAAUUUAGCUCAGUCGUCCCGGUAAAUGCCGCAACUGCGCCAUGACUGUACGCUAAUCCUAUUCCGUUUGUGAUGCGAAUUACCGGCCGUCGAGGAGUCAGCCCGGGUUCAGUCUUCAACUCAUUUAGGUGUCCGACAAAAUCUGGCUCAAUGCUCAAUGUCAGUAAACUGUGUGCUGCUUUUUCUGAGCAAGUGGGAAUAUCUGUCUCGAGGCUCAAGCCAGUACAUAAGAGAAGAAUACAUGUACAAACAGCCUCUUUUUCAGGAUAUGCAGGAGCUGGAGAGAGCACGGUGAACCCGGAUGAGGUGGCCAAGUUCAGCCGUCUGGCGGCGCUGUGGUGGGACGAGACGGGCGAGGUGCGACCCCUGCACGCCAUGAACGAGCUCAGGGUGCCGCUGGUCCGUGACGGCCUGGUGGGCACCGGGGCCGUGCCACCGCCGCUGCGCCGCUCGGCCCGACCCCUCGCCGGUCUGCGGGUGGCGGACGUCGGCUGUGGUGGGGGACUGCUCUCUGAGCCGCUGGCCAGACUGGGAGCCCACGUCACAGGCAUCGAUGCCGCCGAGGAGAAUAUACAGGUGGCCGCACUGCACGCGACUGAGGACCGUCGGCUGCGGUCCCCGGGGCUGCGGCCUCCCCAGUACCUCUGCUGCACCGUGGAGGAGCUUGCCCAGGAGCAGCCGCGCGCCUUUGACGCCGUCGUGGCCUCCGAGGUGCUGGAGCACGUGGAUAACCAGCCUCUGUUCCUGGACAUGUGCUGUCAACUGCUGAGGCCUGGCGGCUCGCUGUUUCUCACCACGCUGAACCGAAGCCAGUGCUCGUGGCUGGCGGCCAUACUGGCUGCCGAGUACGUAUUGCGGAUUCUCCCGGUGGGAACCCACGACUGGAACAAGUUCAUCCCGCCGGCGGAGCUGCACAGCCUCCUGGCAGCCAACGGCAUGUCGCUGCGUCUCCAGCACGGUAUGCGCUAUAACCCGGUCAGCAGCCGAUGGAGCUGGACCUCCGACUGCUCCGUCAGCUACGCCAUGCACCUGGUGGCGCCCGAGGACCCGCUGGACCCGCCGGAGGAUCCUCUGCAGGAUACAGAGGACCCGCCGCCGGCGUCAGGGGAGUCCCCGCGCGGUGCGGCCGCAGCGUAACCAACGUACGGUGUGGGACGGAGUGACUGACUCAGGUGUCUGUAUUGUGAGUAUGGCGAUGGAGAGCGGGUGGACGCUUCUGGAGAGAUAGUUCGUUCGAUCUGUUGCAGGUCAGAAUGCAUAUGGAAUGAAGUGUACAUGGGGAAGCGGUGUUUCGUUAGUGUACUCGUAAGCAUGAGCUUAGCAACUGUUGUGAGAAGUUUGUCUUUUGAAAAUGACGUCGGCUUUAAGCCAGCGCCGUUGUCAUGCGCCUAGCGGUUUUAAGUGCAAAAUAAUCACCUCAGCGAUGCCGGGAUCCGGUAAAUGUCAAAUACAAAAAAAAAAAACAUAAUAAACAUAUGUUAUAUAUUCGCACCGCAGUCAACACAAUAAGUGAUUAAAAUUGUGUGAUGAUGACAUAGCCGAUUCAGGUGUGGUGAAUAUACGCCACAUUUACCGCUG